UAUAAAUGGCACUGUCAUUCCAACAUUUCUUGUUCAUGACUCUUUUUAUCUCAACAACUGUGAGAGGACUUGGAGUAAUGAACGAAUUUGUGCAGAACCCUUACGGAGAAUAUGAUAUACUAAUUGAAAGAGCACAUCGGAACUUUAAUGUUUUGAUCCCCGUCAUUAAUGCUUCCAGACAGGUGAACCUCAACUUUGAAGAUCUCAAUGAAUUUAAUCUUCCUUUACCUCUAAUAUUGCACACAACAAGGUUUGCCAUCACAAGAAUAUUUGACUGUCAAAAAUAAUGACUGAUCACAACCAAUUACAUUUUUCUGAGUUCUAUUUGAAGAAUUUAGAGGGUUAUCUAGACUUGUCGUCACUGAAAUGAAGUAUGGGUUCACAGAAUUUUUAAUGAAAUAUGCAAAGAAGUCCUUCCAAAUCAAACAAAAAAUCAUGAACACAUAUGGAGCAGAAGCCUUUGAAAGCAAAUCUCAAUGCAUCAGAACCAGAGUUGGAGAGUAUUACAUUCCUCUAUUUCAAGGUACGGAUACUUCACAAUGAACAGAGUUUGAUGGCAUCAUCAUCAGCUUCUUUGAGACGACCAACGAAGGAUGGGUCUAUUAUAAAGGCUUAAUCAUUAAAUGUCUUGUUGUCAUAUCGAUCUUUCCACUAAAUGUAUUGCUUAUAAAUAGAAUUAUGUCUGAGUGGAGGAUCUAUAAAAGUAAUAAAUCCACUCCCCAGAAGCUAUUAUCAGAAAGCAUCAACAGAUCUUCCAAAAGUCUGAUCAGCUUGAGCAAUUACAGCAACAGUGUUCACUCCCAAGACCCAAGCGAACAAAGUCAAGAGUCAAAUUGUAUACUCGAGACGCUCAGUGCAAAACCAAACUGUAAUAUGGCGAGCAAUCCUAGCUAUCAAUGUGGAUCCUCAAGUAGUGACUCAAGUAUUUCACUUUCUUCAAAAUAAUGCACGGAUGUAAAAUAGUGAAUAUUAAGUUUUAUUUUGAGGCUCA
Molecule: messenger RNA, 991 nt
Organism: Moneuplotes crassus
Lineage: Eukaryota; Ciliophora; Spirotrichea; Euplotida; Euplotidae
Source: the annotation of a GenBank genome assembly